AUUGGCUGGGCUGGCCAAGCGCGAGUGCUCCCGGGAGUUGUAGUUCUUGGGGCUGGGCUGGGGACGCCAGGGAAGAUCAGAGGUUGGAGGCCAAGAUCCGCGGUUGCGGUUGUUCCCGGCCGCUGGCACCAUGUCUCUGGUGUCGGUGCCCUGCCAUGUGAAAGGCACAGUGGCCCUGCAAGUGGGCGACGUGCGGACCUCUCAAGGUCGGCCCGGCGUGCUGGUCAUCGAUGUCACCUUCCCCAGCGUCGCACCCUUCGAGCUGCAGGAGAUCACAUUUAAGAAUUACUACACAGCCUUUCUGAGCAUCCGUGUUCGCAAGUAUACCUCGAUGCACACACCGGUCAAGUGGGUGACCUGCCUGCGGGACUACUGCCUGAUGCCUGACCCACACAGUGAGGAGGGAGCCCAGGAGUAUGUAUCGCUGUUCAAGCACCAGAUGCUGUGUGACAUGGCCAGAGUACUGGAGCUGCGCCUGAUUCUGCGACAGCCGUCACCACUAUGGCUAUCUUUCACAGUGGAGGAGCUGCAGAUCUACCAGCAGGGACCAAAGAGCCCCUCCAUGACCUUUCCUAAGUGGCUCUCCCACCCAGUGCCUUCUGAGCAGCCUGCUCCCCUCCAUGAGGGUCUUCCAGACCCCAGCAGGAUAUCCUCCGAGGUGCAGCAGAUGUGGGCGCUGACAGAGAUGAUCCGGGCCAGUCACAGCUCCACAAGGAUCGGCCGCUUUGAUGUGGAUGGCUGUUAUGACCUGAACUUGCUCUCCUACACUUGAGCCGUGGCUCUUGACCAAGACGUUGACCUUCCGUGCCCGUCCAGGCCUGGUUUGGGCCAUCAGAGGCCGAAGUGCUUUCCCUGUGCAUUCCAAGUGUUGCCUGCAUGCCUGUUCUUUCGGGGCCGCGUUCACAGAUUCAGGAUUCUUGGGGGCUCACUGUGUCGUUUCAGCAUGAGCGCCUGGCGGGGGUACACUCUGUCCUCACUUGGCUGCAACCUGAAACUCCUUUUCCUACCCUAAAAACACUCCAAUUCUACUUACUAAGAAUCCUCCUCUGCCCCUUCUGCCAACAUGCACACCCCUGUCUUCUGCCUGCUCCCUCACCUGAGUGCAGUGGGCUGGGGUGGCCUACUAGAGCCUACUCUAUCUAGCGUGCUAUAGUCAUGGCACUUCGUACUUUGGAAACUUGAGGGAGAAAUAGGAGCUCCGUUUCUUCCUUCCCCGCCCCCUGGUGGUCUUCUUUCCCUUUGUUUUAUGCCCACAAAAAGAAAUUUCCUGUCUAAACUCCUGCUGCCUGCCUGGGGAGCAAAGCUGGGGCUUUGGGCUGCCGGAAUCCCUUGGUCUCUAAGCUGGCUGGCUCCUGGUUGUGUGUUCCAGUGGGGUCUGCCCAUCCAGCCUAGCAGGUGCCUCUGGCAAGGCCAGGGCCUGAGGGUGAGUCCUGGAACCUGUUUGCCAUCUGACAGAACCCAAAGUACAUCCUUGUCCCUUCUGCCAGGUGCUCCCUUCCAGAAGAA
Messenger RNA from Pteropus alecto (black flying fox), 1506 nucleotides. It is a transcript of the gene NICN1, whose product is annotated as nicolin 1. NCBI's taxonomy places the organism in Eukaryota, Metazoa, Chordata, Mammalia, Chiroptera, Pteropodidae. The record is from RefSeq and is a predicted model, not a curated record. Bases 131 to 772 code for a protein of 213 amino acids. The transcript has 6 exons. Gene Ontology annotation, cellular component: nucleoplasm.